AUCCACCUUCCAAUUGGAUACACGGAGGAUGGAAAAUUUGUCUUUUGCCUGCGUCUAGGCGAAUGGAAUCCGGAUGAGUUCGCUUUUCCACGACUGUACUACUACGCCUACAAGCAGAUGUUCAUGGUAGCCAGUGAUCCUCGUACUAUCAUUGGUGGCUCAAUCAUCAUCCUCAACUUCGCCAACGUUGGGUCCAGUCAGGUUCUGAAGGAUCCCAAUGUCAUUCGAGCGAUGGUUCGCUUUUCCCAGGAGGCAUUACCUGGAAGAGUUAAACGAGUAAUUUUGUACAACGAAGGCAAAAUCAUAAAUACGGCGCUGUCUAUAUUCACGUUCUACAUGAAGGAUAAAGCGAAAAGUCGUAUGCUGAACGUUGGCUCAGACAUCUCUAAGGCUUACGAAGUAGAACCCGGCCUUAAAGCCAUCAUACCGCCUGAAUACGGUGGGGAUGGAAAAUCAUUGGCUGAACUUAUCAAGGACAACAGGGGGCACUUCUACGAGUUCUACGGACAAGGUGAUCCAACGAGCGAAAUCAAGGUUGACGAGUCCAAACGACCGGUUUCAGCACGAGCCUACCUGCGCGAAUACAAGGACUACGAUCCAAACGUCAUGGGAACCAGCGGCAUCUUCAUCAAGAUCAACCAGGAUGAAAUCUGA
Molecule: messenger RNA, 654 nt
Organism: Mesocestoides corti
Lineage: Eukaryota; Metazoa; Platyhelminthes; Cestoda; Cyclophyllidea; Mesocestoididae
Source: the annotation of a GenBank genome assembly